GACAACGGCCAACACACAGAACGCGACGACGCAAAAGUCAAUUGCGCAGCGCAUCGCAUUUACUUGUACUUGACAGACACAGACACAGUCAUGUCGCCAAUCAAAGCCCCGCCAAACCUCCCCGAGCUCGUCCGGACGGCCUUCAACAAGGCGCGCGCAUCAGGCGACGUCAACUUUUAUCCGACCCAAGUGACCUUGGUGGACGUCAAUUCCAUUCCUUUCCAACUCCGUUUCUCUCCUUCGCUAGCCAACAAGCCCAAAGCGCCUAAUCCCAACCCCAUCAUCCCCAGCGAAAAUGGCCUUCCCGCCGAACCCCCAAGAAAGAAGCCUGUCUUCGACCCCUUUGAUAAUCCCUCCCCUGCCAUGCUCGUCUGUCCGCUUCCUCCGCACCAUAACCUGGUGCUGAACAAGUUUGCGAUUGUCCCUGAGCAUUUUAUUCUCUGUACGAAAGAGUAUAAAGAGCAGACGGACUUGUUGGAGAGAGAGGACUUGGAAGCUGUGAGGGGGUGUAUUGAGGUUUAUCACCACCACUAUCAACAACAGUACAAUGGGGAAAGAAGAAGUGAUGAUGGAAAUGAAACAACAGAAGGAGGGGAAGAACCAAAGUUGUUUGCGUUCUUCAAUUGUGGUGAGCAUAGUGGGGCGAGUCAGCCGCAUAGGCAUUUACAGCUUUUGGUGGUGGAGAAGAUGAGGGAGGGGUUGGAAUGUGUUGAGACGGAGAGGGAGAUGGAAACAAUAGAGGAGGCCAAGGGAAAGAAGAAGAUGAGGUGGGAGGUCCUGGCGCAGAAACUGGUUGACAACAAGGAAACGGAAGGGAAGUUACUACCGUUCAAGACCUUUGCAGAGCGGCUGACGCCGGAAAUGUCAGGGGAGGAAGUACACCAGGUUUAUUUGGAGUUGUAUAGACGCGCUAGGGAGGCUGUGCGGCUGUAUCAUCAGCUGUCUUUACAACAGUCCCGUGCAUCACGGCAACCACAGCAAGAUUCGACGACAAAGGGAGAGACAGCAGAAGGGGAGGAAAAGGCCGACGAGAUACAAACAGGCGGCGAAGCAACCAUCUCGUACAACUUGGCCAUGACGCGGGACGUCAUGGUUAUUGUUCCUCGGCUGGCGGAAGGAUCAGCGAUAACGGGAAAGAAUCCGGAGACGGGAGAAGAGGUGGUGGUGGGCAAGUUAGCGCUCAAUGGGACUGUGUUGGCGGGCACGGCGCUGGUCAAGAGUCAGAGGGAGUGGGAUGCGUUGAGGAGGAAUCCGGAAAAGGUGGGGGAGUUGUUGAGGGUGAUUGGGGUGCCUAAUGAUUGUGAGGGUGAGAGGGGAGAGGGGAGGAAAGACGGGAGGAAGGGGAUGUUGUGAGGAGGUGGUGAGGAGCUAGCGAAGACAGGAGGUGGCAAGCUGCUAGAUGGAUGUCCGUUUGAACCGUCUACGUCCAUCCGUCCGUUGGAAGAGGCGGGCGGGCUGGUGUCGGGCCUCUUGCAGCUUGUGUGCCAGGUUCCGGUUCGUUGGUGAGACAAUUGAAUGGGCUUCUCCGGUUACCCGGACGGAGUUGGGCAUCACGACACUGAACGACAACGCAUCACCAUCGCUCCAGCAAUGAACGAUACCAUCAAUCAAAGCAUGUUUCUCUAUAACAUGAAAUCGAUAUUACAGUUCUGAACUGUGUCUACCUGUCUAACACCGCAAGUGGAAGUCUAGACCCAGUGACCACCGUUUGCAUCCUAUUUCCUCUCCGCCUGCCUUGUCUCCCGAACCGAGCCGAGCCCGCCAUAUGAACACCAGAAAAAAAAACGGAUAGGAAAAUGACAGUAGUGACGAAGAAACCCGCUGAAAUAUCCGAACUCCUGGAUGAAGUAAAAACUAAGUAAUGUAUGUACCGAAACGCAAC
Molecule: messenger RNA, 1882 nt
Organism: Neurospora crassa OR74A
Lineage: Eukaryota; Fungi; Ascomycota; Sordariomycetes; Sordariales; Sordariaceae
Product: 5',5'''-P-1,P-4-tetraphosphate phosphorylase 2
Exons: 2
Coding region: 91-1353 (420 amino acids)
Biological process (GO): nucleotide metabolic process
Molecular function (GO): ATP binding; ATP:ADP adenylyltransferase activity
Source: RefSeq, a predicted model, not a curated record